UAAUGCUCGCUUCAUGGUGUCAUUGUAGUUUUGCAGAGUCAUUCAGUGGGCUGAAGUGGACCAUCUGGCAGGCUGGUUGUGACCCUAGGCUGCACAUUUGGCACCCCUGCUCUACAGUGAGCAGUCAGUCAGCAGAAAGCAGAGAAUGAAGCCAAGAAUGGGAGAAAUAAACAUACUGGUCCUCCUGUUGCUGUCAGCAGGACUUUCUACUUCUUUUCCGUACUCCAGAGAAUAUCACUUUGUGAACCAGAGAAUGAGCUGGACUGAAGCUCAACGUUGCUGCAGAGAAAAUUUUACUGACCUGGUCACCAUCUUCAACAGUGACAUCAACGAGUUGCUUAUGACAAUGGUACAAAACAGAAAUGACAUCAGUGUUGCUGGAGCAUGGAUAGGGCUCUAUGAUAAUGUUUACAGCUGGAAGUGGUCCAUGGGGGAUAAGAGUAUUUAUAUUGACGGAAAACAUGAAUUUUUGACCUGGUUUAAAGGUCAGCCAAACAAUUUAAAUGGAAAUCAACACUGUAUGGUAAUUGAAGGAACAAAAGAGUUGAACGAUGCGCCUUGUGAUACUCCUUACCCUUUCCUAUGUUUUGAUGCCAACAGUACAACAAGUUACGUCUUAGUGAAGGAAAAACAAACCUGGCCAAAAGCUCAGUCAUACUGCAGGACACACCACACAGACCUGGCCAGCAUAAGAAGCAAUGAGGAAAAAUCCAACAUAGCUCUGGCCUUGACAGGAUCAGGGUUUACACAGAUACUGAUCGGCCUCUACAGAGAUCCCUGGACCUCCUGGUCUGACAACAGUACCUCCAUGUUCACUAACUGGGGCCCUUCUCAGCCUAAUAACUACUUAUUACAACAAUCCUGCGCACUGAUUAAUUUAGACUUGUGGAAAUGGUAUGAUGGAGACUGCAACUCCAGAUUCCCUUUCUACUGUUUCAAAGGUGAGGUCCUAAAUACAAACAGUGUAGUAUCCCGCCAUUAUGUGCUAAUGCUAAUGUUUUUCAAUUUGUUGUUUUUGGUGUGUGUCUGUGUGUUCGUGUGUGUCUGUGUGUGUAAUGCACUUAAUUCUAUAGCAGUAACAAAGCAAAUGAUACUGAAAGUUAAGACUCAGUCAGAGGCGAACAUGAACAGUGCAGAGAUCCAGCAGCAGGUAAGUAUCUUAUUGACAAUGCAUAUUCAACUUCAGUCAACCCUGUUUAAUAUUUUUAAUAUGGAACAUGUUCUCUAGCUGGAGACCCACAUGCAAACAAAAGGACUGACAAACUUCAAGAUACUUUGGAGGAGUGUCUAAAGUUACCAUAAGAACCACCGACACGGGCAGGAGGCUUAACGGCACAGAUGAACUCUGACCUGCUUAAAAUUUGCAUCCUUCACUGAGCUAUUUUAUCCUAUAAAUCUUAUAUUUUAGAGUGAAUGUAAUAAUCAACGAUUUUUCUUUUGAGCGUGCUGACAUAGAAAUAAAUUAUAGAGAAAAAACUGGAGUGACUCUGUGUUAGUGAUGAAUUUACAUCAACUUUUAAAUAUUGCUUUAUAAUAACUUGAUUUUUUCUGUUUGGUUUCUUUGUAUUGCAUAUACUAUUAGUGCCACAGUCUAAAUGUUCCAACCUCACUGACCCUACUCACAGAUUUUGAUUCAUGAAGGUUCAGGACUGUUCUUUUGUCAGGUUAUGAGAUGCAUCAGGGCUCUCUUAGAUAGUUCAUACCCUUUAUGCACACCUUCACGUCCACAGUUCAUUUCAGGCUAAGCUGGGUGUGUAUGAAAACAGGAGCAAACAGAACUGAAACUGUAAAGAGAGCCAAUGCUUCACGUUACAAGAAAAAAGAACCUUUUUAUAAACUCACAGGAGCAUUUUCCUUUUACAUCUUUGAUAAUUCAUGUCAUAUCAAAUCUGAGUAAAGACAAGAACACAGAAGAUAUUCAAGUUAAACAGUUUGUCCCAAAGGUUUCUCUGUGACGAUAAGAACCAAACAAUAACACAAUAAUGAUGAUGAUAUGUGACAUCAUUUGAGUCUGUGAGGGUUUAAUUUUUAGGGUACAUAUG
This is a messenger RNA of Oreochromis niloticus (Nile tilapia), 2042 nucleotides long. Its product is annotated as macrophage mannose receptor 1-like. NCBI's taxonomy places the organism in Eukaryota, Metazoa, Chordata, Actinopteri, Cichliformes, Cichlidae. The record is from RefSeq and is a predicted model, not a curated record. The coding region runs from base 146 to 1228 and encodes 360 amino acids. The transcript has 4 exons.